Messenger RNA from Mesorhabditis spiculigera, 714 nucleotides. The record is from the annotation of a GenBank genome assembly. Lineage: Eukaryota; Metazoa; Nematoda; Chromadorea; Rhabditida; Rhabditidae.
AUGCCAACGCAAUCGGAGACGAAUUUACCUGGCGAUGAAAUAGCGAUCCCCGACGGCAUGCUGAAGGACCAAUACGGGCUGAUGGCGAUCGCCUCCUACCUGCGCCUACCUCGCGAGUCGCCCACCACGAUGUUAGCCCUCGGGAUGAACCUGGCGUCGCUCGGCAUGGAAUUGACAUCUCCGGCACCUCAGAAAAACACGCUGUUGCUGCGCCGCUUCGGCGGCCCGUUCGCCAACUUCCCGGCCCGACCUUUCGAGAUCGACGUCGAGACGCCGCCCGCCUACCGAUUCUCCACCAACCUCCUCCACCGGCUCGCCGGCCCGCAGCUGAACAAGCAGCACGAAGACGUCCUCUUCUACCUCUUCUACAACAUGACCGGCGAGGCAUACCAGCUGGCUGCUGCGGCCGAACUUUACGCGCAAAACUGGCGCUAUCACAAGGUGGAAUGCAUCUGGUUGACGCGGAACAAGUUUGCAAACUUUCUCGACCAGACGGGCUCGUCGGAGCGCGGCACGUACACAGUUUUCGACCCGGUCCAUUGGGCAAAGGUACAGCGCCCGAUGCACCUCGUCUACAGCGAGCUGGCCGAGCGCCCGGUGGUCGACCCGCAGAUGCUGAAGGAACACGGCUGCUCGGAGCAGCUGAUAAUCGACGCCCAGUCCGUCGUCCUCGCCAACCACCUCCAGCAGCAGCAGCUCGACCCUAAACUGCCU